GCUCGGUUGACCUCCCGCCCUCCCUUUUCUUGUUGCCCCAGCGCCUGCUCGAUGGCCGGGCAAUCUAGUCUGCACUGAACCUGGCCAUCCCUGAAUCGACGGAUCCGACCAGCCAGCCAGUCGUUGCCUGCGCCGGCUUGUUCCCUCUACGCCGCGAGCCCUUCCCUCCGCCACACCGCGCCACGCCGCAGGGACAAUAGGAAUUAUAUAUAUACACUACCGCCUCUCGGAAGGCGUGGACCCGCGCUUCCUUACUUGCAGUCAGCCAUGCAGCGGGUUUCCGCCCUCCUCCCGUGGGAUCGCAGCCGGGCAAGCACCGGCACUGUCAGCACCGGCAGCCUCCACGCCAGCAAGAACAGCACCGAGCUGGUGCGUGGGUGGGCCGACAAGAUCCCCUCGCCCGUCAACCGCUUAAGUACCCACAAGCUCGGGAAAGAUCCCCUCUGUCCUGCGACUUUGGACAAGGAAUGCGACAAGGCUGCUCGCAUCCUCAAGUCCUUCUGUGUCGAUGGCUUUUCCACCCCGGACGACCGGCCUAGCAGCCCGUCCACGUACUCGAGCAACAAUUCCUCGCAUAGGCUGCUGAAGAAGAUACCGCCGCGGAUAAUACAGAACGCCGUCGGCCUGGCUGUCUUUACCUCGAUGCGAUCCGGAAUUUGGACAACCGGGUCGGGCGGCAGCGGCAUUCUGGUUGCGCGCAAAACCGACGGGACCUGGUCCCCGCCGUCUGGACUCCUCCUCCAGACGACGGGGUUACGCUUCGUUUUCGGUGUUGAUAUCUACGAUUGCGUCCUCGUCAUCAACAACUUCGCCGUGCUCGAAGCCUUCGCUCGGCCACGAGUGACCGUCGGUACCGAUGUGACCCUGACCGCCGGUCCCCUGGUGGCCUUGGGCUUGCUUGAAAACGACGUCACCUGGACCGACCUGAGUGAUAGGGCAAUCACAUACAUAAAGGCCAAGGGACAGUCUGCCGAAGUCAAACUGGACGGUACCAUCAUCAGCGAGCGGGCCGAGGAGAACGAGAGGUUCUAUGGGAUGAAAAUAGGUGUCGCUAAGAUCCUCGCGGGCGACAUCAACCAAAGCUUGCCCCAGAUGCGACCCCUGACCGAAGUGCUCAAGGCCGCAGAGGGUAGGACGGACUACGACGCGGCCCUUGUCGAACAGAUUUGCUCUCAGCCGGCGCCCGGGGACGCGACGAUCGAUUCGCCCAGUACGGGUGGCUCGUCGCCCGCCUUCGGCCUCCCCGAUGCGGAAGACCCGGACCCCUUUGGCGUUUUGGCGCUGGAGAUGGCCGGAAUGGGUAUUCGUGAAGCUGGCACCCGCCUCCGGCCCGACAGCAGCCAAUUCGAAUACAACCCCAGCCCGACGAGCCCCUUUUUCCCUCGAGCCGGCCGCCAAAGCGUCGACACUUUCUUAUCCCGAAGCAACCGAGGAAGCUACAUGUCUAACAAGACGGUAGCCACGGAACGAAGUCUGAUGACCGACGCCGGUACUCAGACGUAUUUUGUGACGCCUCAGACAACCCCGAGCCCGAGCCAGAGCCAGAGCGAAGAUGGGAGUCAAUUCCAUACGAUGGAGGAUCUCCCCGAGGUCAAGGAGCCGAUCGAGUUUGAUUAUACCAAGAUCGACAUUAAGGCAUUGAGGAGUCUUUCAAAAUUCCCCGACCUCGACGACGAACCCGUUACCACCGUUUCAAUCAAAGAGGAGGAUGAGGAGCAAGAAGAAGAAGGAAAAGAAGCCGAUUCGAAGAAGAGAUCAGAAACUUUACCCACUCGCGACGCGGAGUCUAAAUCUCGUGUGCAGGUCGAGAGCGACGAUAGCAGUGACACCGACGAGGAGGAGCGGGGCCAGAGCAACACCGAUAAGGGUGAUGUCGAAGAGGAGGAGGACGACGACGCGGGAGACGAAUCGGACGCCGAAGAAGAGGCUGUCGUUUUGGAGGUAGCCGUGGCCCCGGCGCCCGCUCGCGUGGCUAUGGGAGCGUCCCGGGUCACCAUUCCCGCGCGAGUUCCGCCUCCUCUCCCGGCUCGCAGUCCCGCGCGCGCAUCCUGCAGGCGCAGCCAAAUGGGCGACGUCAGCGGCCUGGUGGGCAGCCCGCUUCGGCAACAGUUCGAGCUCGACGCCAAGGCCGAGGGCGAGGUCGACGAAGCCGCGACACCGAGAGCUAAACGUAGCACGGACGGGCACUCGGAAACGAUCGAGGUUGUGCCGGCAAGAGACGUGCCGCGGACGUCUCACGAAACCGCGGUGGGGGCUAAGAAGGCAGACGAUGCCCAAGAGGAAGACGACGCCGAGAAGGCUAGGAAUACCGAGGAGGCUGAGGACGCCCAGGCUGCGGAGGAUGCCGAAAAGACUGGCGAUGCCGAGAAAUCAGCAUAUCCCGUAACCCCGAUUCGAGAGUUUGAGGGGCCGAACGGCUACGCUUCUAGGCGUGAUGACGACCAAACUCCCCGUGGAGGGAAGGGGGUAACCCAAACACCACCGCCAGCGGAGGAAGGGAAUAGCUUGAAAGCGAGGCCCAACGUAACCGUGUCCGUUGCCUAGGGGUACCCGCGAUGUUCUAAUCCCCACCCCACCCCCCUUUUUUUUCACCCUUCAUUCACGACUUACGGGAUGCUUUUUGGAGUUUUGGCGAGAUCAUACAGGCAAGGUCUCAGGAAGAGCAAGAUACCACGAUGGUUAGGAACGAUCGAUCGGACUGCAGUUACGGAAGCUGGCCC
Molecule: messenger RNA, 2720 nt
Organism: Durotheca rogersii
Lineage: Eukaryota; Fungi; Ascomycota; Sordariomycetes; Xylariales; Xylariaceae
Exons: 2
Coding region: 268-2544 (758 amino acids)
Molecular function (GO): phosphatidylinositol binding
Source: RefSeq, a predicted model, not a curated record